This is a messenger RNA of Mytilinidion resinicola, 1339 nucleotides long. Its product is annotated as eukaryotic translation initiation factor-like protein 3 subunit. NCBI's taxonomy places the organism in Eukaryota, Fungi, Ascomycota, Dothideomycetes, Mytilinidiales, Mytilinidiaceae. Gene Ontology annotation, biological process: cytoplasmic translational initiation. Gene Ontology annotation, molecular function: translation initiation factor activity; RNA binding; protein binding. The record is from RefSeq and is a predicted model, not a curated record. The transcript is spliced from 6 exons. Bases 51 to 1058 code for a protein of 335 amino acids. Gene Ontology annotation, cellular component: cytoplasm; eukaryotic translation initiation factor 3 complex, eIF3m.
AUUUCGUCGACUCACAGGCCGCGCAUACUUUCAAAGACACAUUCACAAAAAUGAGGCCGAUUCUACUCUCCGGGCACGAGCGUGCUCUUACGCAAGUUAAAUACAACGCCGAUGGCGAUAUCAUAUUCUCCGUUUCCAAGGAUCACGUUGUUUGCGCGUGGUUCUCACAUAAUGGCGAGCGACUAGGCACCUACCACGGCCACCAGGGUGCGCUAUGGACAGUAGACGUCUCUCCGAAUUCCGAGAUGCUCGCGACAGGUGGCGCCGACAACACGAUGCGCCUUUGGGAGGUCAAGACUGGCAAGCUAUUGAAGACAUGGGACUUCGCCACCAGUAUCAAGCGUGUGGAAUUCUCGCCCGACGGCCGACAGCUUCUCGGUGUGACGGAGAAGCGAUCAGGCCAUCUCGGCUCGAUCGUAGUGUACGACAUUGAUCUAGAUAUCGAGGCGGAACAGACGAGUGAGCAGGCUCUGCGGAUAGUGUGCGAAGAUAGCAAGGCGACAGUUGCAGGUUUCAGCUAUGGUGCCCGUUACAUCAUCGCUGGCCACGAGGACGGCUCGGUCUCGCAAUACGACGCAAAGACCGGCGAACUCAUCUUCAACACCCAAGUCCACGAGGCUGACAUGAUGGUCACCGAUCUUCAAUGGUCGCCCGACCGAACCUACUUCAUCACCGCCUCGAAAGACAAGUCCGCCAAACUCCUUACCACCAACGACCUAGAAGUCCUGAAGACAUAUCAAACCGACACCCCGCUCAACAGCGCCGCUAUCACUCCCGUCAAGGACUACGUUAUCCUCGGUGGUGGCCAAGCCGCCAUGGAUGUCACGACCACCAGCGCUCGCCAGGGUAAGUUCGAAGCCCGCUUCUACCACAAGAUCUUCAUGGAGGAGAUCGGUCGUGUGCGUGGCCAUUUCGGUCCCCUGAAUUACGUCGCCGUGCAUCCCAAGGGAACCGGGUACGCCAGUGGAGGAGAGGACGGGUAUGUGCGUGUGCAUCACUUCGAUAAGCCGUAUUUCGACUUCAUGUAUGAAGUGGAGAGGGAGCAGGCGAAUCUUUAAAAGUUGUCUUGCGACUCGGAGCAUGGAAUUGGCGUUCGGUGGCUGGUUUGGGCGGGGAUAGCAGCAUUGUCUUGCUGGGCAAUGGCUGCUUCGAUGCUGAGUGGUUUGCUCAGUAGGCCUCUUGUUGGUACAAUCACACACUCAAUGUGUCACAUCUUUUCAAUGAAUAAUAAGUGCUCUAUGCUUCGUCGUUCAUCAGUGCCCCUAUAUUCUGACGGAAGUAUAUGGUGUGGUGGGGAAACCCAGACGCUGCGAUCAUAGAACUCGACCGGAAAUUCGAG